CACGUAUGAUCCAGUACUAGUGAUGAAGGACUUGCGCUUAAGAACAUAACAUACACAUGAGAACACCGGAAUAGCAGAAAUCACAAACAGCGCUUUAGAAAUAAUAAUAAUCGGGUUUUUUUAAUCUAUAAUGGAACGUCGAAACACAAAUGCAUUAACGUAUAUUUUGAUAAUUAACAGUUUUAUAUGUUCGAUCCAUGGACACGGAAGAUUAAUUGAUCCUCCCGGAAGAGCCUCCAUGUGGAGAUAUGGUUUCAGUACACCAGUUGAUUAUAAUGACAACCAAUUGUUCUGUGGUGGAUAUAAUGUACAUCAUUUUCAAAAUGGCGGUAAAUGUGGAGUCUGCGGGGACGAGUAUGGAAAACCCCAACUUAACCAACCACCUGGAAAAUUUGCCACUGGUAUCAUCACCAGGAGCUAUACGGUGAACAGUAAUGCCUCAAUGAUGUUUGAAAUAACUGCAAGCCAUCGCGGAUACCUUGAAUUCAGGAUUUGUCCGAACAAUGAUGUAACUAAGGCAGUCACACAGGACUGUCUUGACCAGUAUAUACUUUCUGAUGUCCAAACAGGAGGAACGAAAUUUUAUUUUAAUUAUCAAACAGGAGGAAAAUUUACAGCAACGGUUUCACUCCCAAGAGGUUUAACAUGUUCUCACUGUGUUAUUCAGUGGCGAUAUCGUACAGGAAACAGUUGGGGAUGUAAAAAUGAUGAUGCAUCAAAUCCUGAAAAUUGUGGAAUCGGAAAAGGAAGACAGGAAGAGUUUUUUGCAUGCGCAGACGUUGCAAUAAACGACAAUGGAUAUGUCGCAUCUUCUUCAACAACAGCUUCGGUUGCAACUUCUUCAACCACAACGUUUAAAGAUUCUACAUCAUCGCCACAAUUACUUUCGUCUACGCCAAUGCAAUCAUCGACAACUUCUUCCCCCACAGUAUUAUCUACGGUGACAACUUUUUUAUCCACGUUAUCUUCCACAACAAAAAAAUCAGUACAGGUAAAAUGUACUGCGAUAGGAGCCUUUAAAGGAAAUUCUGUUAUGGACUGGUGGUGUAGAAUCAACUGCCAGGUUGGAUACUGCCCAACAACAUACUGCAGUGAGGGUUGUAGUUCAACUUCAGCCAGUAUUCCAACAACCGUUACCCCAGCCAGUAUUCCAACAACCAUUACUUCAGCCAGUAUUCCAACAAUCAUUACUUCAUCUAGUACAACCAGCACUUUCACCACAAACAAAAUAACAACAUCAGCGACAACAGUAUUAAUCAUUCCAAGCACAUCCGAAGGUCCGCCUUCCGAAACUAUUACAUGUGUUGGCACAGGCGCAUGGAAAGGCGAUACAGCAAUGGCUGCUUGGUGCGAUUCUAACUGUAAAUUAGGUCAUUGUCCUCCUAGUCACUGUCAGUGUCUUAAAGAUGGCACAUUGACCGAAAUAACGUAUGGUUUAGGGGAUAAAUGCGUUACUGUGAUGGCAAAUAUUUCUUCAAGCUACAAAAUGUAUAUGGAUCUUUGGUGUAAACAUAAUUGUCCAAGUUAUGGAUGUUGGAAUAUUCCACACAUUUGUGUAUGCUAAAGAGAAAAAAGAAUAUUGAAAACUAAAAUUAUGUGCAUAUCUACCUUUCACAAAAAAACGAACUCGAAUUAGAUUGUCCUUUUGGGAUUGUAUUAUGAUAUUGGUUAUAAAAGUUGCCUUGUUGCUUGUUUAUCAUUAAACACAAUAGUUGACAUUAGUCGAAAUGAGUAAGGAGAAUGGUAGAUUGGAAUAAUUUCAUAAUUUGAAAAAUCCAAAUUCAUUGGCAAACAUGGGAAAACACCUCAAUAACCCAAAAAGGGGAAAAACAAAUAGCAGAUAUAGUCACACUUCGGAUUUGGUGGAGUACACAAAGAAAUUUUAUUAAACAAAUAUGUGCCUCUGUCCGACUGAGCUAAUUAACUAAACAGCAUUUGAUAUCAUCUUGAUGUAAAUUACAUAAUGUCAUUUAGAAUAAAAGUAUC
Molecule: messenger RNA, 1986 nt
Organism: Mytilus californianus (California mussel)
Lineage: Eukaryota; Metazoa; Mollusca; Bivalvia; Mytilida; Mytilidae
Product: serine-rich adhesin for platelets-like
Exons: 3
Coding region: 131-1564 (477 amino acids)
Source: RefSeq, a predicted model, not a curated record